UAAUACGGGUGGGAAAUAAAUAUUAACCUCCGGUGAGCUGAAGAGACGCGGAUUUCUCAUGACCCCUGUUUUAUUAUUAUCGUUUCUCUAAAUAUUUUUUUUCCCUCAAGUGCACGAUGGCUGGAAGCCGACUUGAGAAGGUCGGAACUGUUUUUACUCGGGUUCGAGAUCUUAUGCGCUCUGGAGUCAUAAAAGAGUCGAAGAAACCUGUUUGGUUUGACGUCUAUGCCGCGUUUCCGCCGAAGAGAGAACCCGUCUACGUGAAGCCAGUGAGACGGGUGCAGCGGAAAACAGAGGAGAAUGUGCCUGAAAUCUUUUACAAGGAGGACCAAAUACGAGCGAAAUUCUAUGAGUUGUAUGGAAAUGGCCCUAAAGCGUUCGACCUCACAAAAACCAACUUUGUGUCGACCUGCCAGAGGUUUGUGGAGAAGUACCGUGAAUUGGAGAGUAGGGGAGAUGUGAAGCCGGAGAUUCUGCUUGAGGAAACGGCAAGGGCUCUUCUUGCCGAUGGCGUUGUGCUCAGGAGGAGAGGUGGUGAACGUGCUGUGGCAGCAGAGACACGCAAUCCUGUUCUGUCCAUGAAGUUAACAGACAUGUUGGCUGAACAACAGAAAGACACAGAUAAUGCAACACACACUCCGGAGGAGCGCAUACACGCCGGUCCCACCGACUCUUCAAACACCUUAUAGCAUGAAAGACUCUGUUCAUCUGUUCUUUAUGAAUAUAAAUCUGUGUAAUGAAUAUAAAAUGCAACUUGCAGAGCUGAGGACAAGGCUGAGGAUCUUCCUUCCUUAAAGACAAAGUGGAAAUGAUCUUUUCAGUUUAACAAAUAUUCUGUAUUCCAUCACAGACAUGUACAAUAUGGCCAAAAGCAUGUGGACACCCGACCAUCACAUGUAUCUGUAUCUGUAUCUGUUUCUUCCCCAAACUGUUGCCACAAAGUUGAAAGCACACAAUUGUGUGGAGGCCUAAACCUGUUCCAACAUGACGAUGUCCCUGUCCACAAAGCGAGCUCCAUGAAGACAUGAUGUGCCAAGGACGGAGUGGAAGAACUCGAGUGUCCUGACCUCAACCUCAGGCGAUUAUAACAGCUAAGGAAGACUAAAUCUGGAAUGGGAUGUUCUACAUGCACAUAUGAGAGUUAUUGGCAAGUGUCAACAAGAUUUUAGCCGUAUGGUAUAUGUUAUAUUGUUAAUGAAUAUAAUGAAUAAUCAAAUAAAUUGUUUUUGACAUCAA
This is a messenger RNA of Ictalurus punctatus (channel catfish), 1236 nucleotides long. It is a transcript of the gene mrps23, whose product is annotated as mitochondrial ribosomal protein S23. Gene Ontology annotation, molecular function: structural constituent of ribosome. Gene Ontology annotation, cellular component: mitochondrion; ribosome. Gene Ontology annotation, biological process: translation. Lineage: Eukaryota; Metazoa; Chordata; Actinopteri; Siluriformes; Ictaluridae. The transcript is spliced from 5 exons. The record is from RefSeq and is a predicted model, not a curated record. Bases 117 to 689 code for a protein of 190 amino acids.